This is a messenger RNA of Westerdykella ornata, 1786 nucleotides long. RefSeq lists its product as uncharacterized. The record is from RefSeq and is a predicted model, not a curated record. NCBI's taxonomy places the organism in Eukaryota, Fungi, Ascomycota, Dothideomycetes, Pleosporales, Sporormiaceae. The coding region runs from base 237 to 1481 and encodes 414 amino acids. The transcript is spliced from 2 exons.
CAUUCACUCCUCGGAGUCCGGUGAAUAUGAUAUUGCGUUUCGCGUUCUUCACCUCGAAGCAUAUCACCUGUCUUCUUACAAUAGCAACAGCUUAACCGUCGUCCUGCCCCCCCCGCGAUUAUUCCCUCAGCCCCUUUUAGAGUCUACUUUCUUUGAUCGCGACGCGAACGGCGCGGGCUUGUGUCUUUGUUUCGCACUCAAGUUCUACAUCCCCCUCUUCCACAACAACUUCCACCAUGGCAUUCAUACGCGACAUUUCAGACCGUUUCUGGAGUUAUGUCAGUCCUCGCAAAACACAGCAGAAGCGCGACAAGGAAUUCAAGGCCAAAGUUCCUCCACUGCCGCGACACACGAGGCAGAUGCCAGAAAUCACGCUCGAUGAGCCCUCUAGCGCCAAAGAGAUGACUCCGGAUACGCUGUUCCAGCGAUGGAAAAUCGCGACGCCGAGUCCCAGGGAGCUAAGGAACUACCACUCGCCGGAUAUGAUCUCACCCUCUCCUCCGUCCUCGCUAGAGCGUGCAUAUACCGACUUUGAAGGCGACACGUUGAUCGACAACAUAGCGCAGACCCUUAAUUCGGAUCCCGCUGAAGAAUGGGACGCCAACGAGGAGACAUAUGUGCUAGACGAAGCCGACUACGUGGAACAGCGCAAACAGCAAGAUGCAGAGUUGGAGCGCCAGCGGCGCGAGCGCCAGGGUCAAGAGCUACGCAAUGCUGGGUGGACCGAAGAUGCGAUCUUCCUCUUCCAGAAGCUGGGGAUGCGUGGGUUUGAGCCUCUUUUACCUGCUACGUGGUUCGCGGAUUUCCCAAUGCUCCCGGCGGACCUGUUUACGAGGAAUAUCGAUAAAGCGUUCGUUAAGCCCAGCUCACCCGACGUCGAAUAUCACGCCUUCCGAGCGCUUGACGAACUAUUCGGCCUGGGUGGUCGCGUUCGAGAUGCAGUCCUUCAGAAAGCUCCUAUCCGCACUGCCGAGAAACAAAUUCGGGCUGCAGUGUUGAAAUAUAACAAAUGGGCGCUCCGCGACGGCAAGAUUGACAAGGUUUGGAGAGAUUCAUCCCUGUUCGAGAUCAUCAGCGUGCCCAAACAUAUCAGCGCCAGCGUGGCCGAGGCCAAGAUGCUGCGAAAACUCAACAAACGUGCAGAACUCUGGCGCGAGGGUUUCGAAGAGAGGAGGAUUCAGAGGAGCAGCCUGAAGAACGGGAAAGAAGCGCAGAAGCUCGAUGAUGAGCCCGAACUUCCGACUCUAUAUGGUGUAGUUGCCUGCCACACCGUCAUGGCCUUCGUCAGCUACGAUUCCCAAGCGACAGUACCUCUUCUCCGGACCGUCGCCAUGUUUGACCUGGGUCAAGAGGGCUAUGACGUCUGGAACUCCCUGGCCAUUGCAAUCUUCGUGAUCCACUGUCGCAACCGCCUGCUGGAAUUGCGGGAUUCGCUGCCUCAGCCAGAACAACCUAGCACACCGAGUGAUCCGGAUGCUUGAUUCUUCAGAUGAGAAAGUCCUUCUACACAGGGCAACUGAAACGGCCGAGGUCACGAAAUGCAUUAUCAAAGGAGGAUCACUUGUUUGUGGGUUCAAGCAUUUGCGGGAGUUGCGUUCUGUACCCUAUACCCCUUUCACCCUAUGGUUUCCCUUUGUCUCCUUUGUAUCUCGGUGAAGAAGUUGCACACAAUUUCAAAAGGAUUUGUUGCGCUCUUUUACCCGUCGUUCGCCUACUUGUCAUUAUAGAAUCCAGGUGAAUAUAAACUGCAAAGCAAUUCUAGGAGUCAAGUUUCUGCUGGAGGGCG